This is a messenger RNA of Gallus gallus (chicken), 878 nucleotides long. RefSeq lists its product as uncharacterized. The coding region runs from base 108 to 326 and encodes 72 amino acids. Lineage: Eukaryota; Metazoa; Chordata; Aves; Galliformes; Phasianidae. The record is from RefSeq and is marked validated. The transcript has 3 exons.
CAUUUCAUUACUGUCCUGUGACACUGGAGAAGCCAGGGCUGUUGUGCAUUCAUUUGUUUGUGUCACAAAGAGGAUUUAUUUGCAGGAAGAACUUGACUUCUGAGAAAAUGAAUAGUCAAUACAUGCGUCAUGAAGUGCGAGGAUGUGAAACUAGCAACCUGAGAAACUUCUGGGAAAAGACGAUUGAACAACAAACUCGGUAUCUGCAAAUUGAAAAAGAACGUCAGCAAAGAAGUGCUCUGACAAAGCUCAGAAAUGAAUGGAUGGAGAGGCUUGAAAAACGAAUAAAGAUGUUGAGGACCCAACCUGAAGACGCAUCUAGUUGAAGAUCCCACACUCACUGCAUGUAUGGGAAGACAAUAAAAUUGUUUUGUGCGAGAGUAUGACAGUGGGAUGCAAAAACUCAAGUGAAUUUUACACUGUGGCUUAAAUGAGCUAAAAGUAAUUAGCUGUCAUUGUCAGAAGUUUCACAUGUGAACUGCUGCUUUUAAUGUUAUGUAUCCAUUCCCUCAUUUGAUAGACAGAGACUGAAACACUCUGAAGUGUUCAAAGCAAAUAGCUCACUGAGCUGUAGCAUGGGGAAAUAAUAAAUAAAUAAAUAAUAAUAAUAAUAAUAAAAGAAUUUUACUACACUGUGCUCUGCAAAAAUACUUCCAGGAUAUAAUUUUCUCUCUGAACUAAACUGAUGGCAAUUUAUGAAGUAGGCCUUUUUUUUUUUUUUCUCCCCCGAAUGUUUAAUGAAUAGUUGAGUGAUUAUGUUUUUGGUUUUGCUUUGUUUUGUUUUUAAAUACAGCAGAGCCCUACUCAGACUAAAAAAGCGAGGACAUGUAUGAACAUACUGUUACAUUCUAGAUCACAAGUACUGCUAAACCUGACAG